This is a messenger RNA of Coregonus clupeaformis (lake whitefish), 1220 nucleotides long. RefSeq lists its product as uncharacterized. The coding region runs from base 91 to 891 and encodes 266 amino acids. The record is from RefSeq and is a predicted model, not a curated record. The transcript has 6 exons. Lineage: Eukaryota; Metazoa; Chordata; Actinopteri; Salmoniformes; Salmonidae.
CCUCUGGGAGGCAUAUGCCCCAGCAGUAGAGGUGUUCUGCUCUGGUUGUACUGUACGAUCGUCCUCAGUGUCUCUGCUCCAUCUCUCUCGAUGGCUGUUCAGCUGGUUGUAGCUCUCCUGGCUCUAGCCUCUCUAAGUGCGGCAUCUGCACCGGACUGUAAAGAACUGGUCAAACCCCUGGUACUGGAGGACCAUACCGAGCUCUAUGGCAAAUGGGUGUAUGUGAUGGGGUCUGCAGAUCAUUUAUUCUUCCAAAAUGCUUUGGGGACUCUGAAAAGCUCCUGGAUAGACCUGUCGGCUACAUCUGACCAUAAAGUAGUCACCCUAAGAUGGGGAGACCGCAUUGAUGGCAAAUGCGUCGUGGGUAAAACACAUGCUACCAUCUCCGGCACCACUUCCACAGUUCACAUUCAUUUGUCUGAACACAAAGGCCAGUACCUGGAGACCUGCCCUAACUGCCUGCUAUGGUCAGACACAUCUCGUAAUGGAGACAUCACUGGCAGAUACCUGCUCCUGUUCACAAGGACAGGGAAAAUGGAUCCCACAUACCUGGACACCUAUAAGAAACAGGCAGAGUGUCUGAACUUCCCAGAGAAACAUCAGACCUACGAUGGAAAAACAGAGCUGUGCCCUGAUGACAAGGAGAAGGUGGUGGAGGAGGAGAUUAUGGAGGAGAAGCAGGCUACGGAGGAGGCGAAGACUACAGAGGAAGAGAAGGCUACAGAGGAAGAGAAGACUACAGAGGAAGAGAAGACUACAGAGGAAGAGAAGACUACAGAGGAAGAGAAGACUACAGAGGAAGAGAAGACUACAGAGGAAGAGAAGACUACGGAGGAAGAGAAGGCUACAGAGGAAGAGAAGACUACAGAGGAAGAGAAGACGACGAAGUGAACAAGAGAACCUCACUGUGUUGCCCAACGAAACCUCCCUUUAGUGGAACUUUGAUCCCAUAACCACUAACCAAAUACCACUCGUACUUCCAUGCACUUUAAAUUAUGUCUUACAUAUACUGUAUAUGCGUCUUUAAAUAAUGUCUUACAUACACAUGACAAGUUCUAUGUGCUGUGAUAUUACCAUGUAAUGUUAAAAAAUGCUAAUGUUUUAACCAAUGAACUGUUUUCAUGUCUUUUUACUGUUUAUUUGAUAACAGUUCAAGGUAUCUUAUAUAACAAAAUAUGACUGUUCAAACAAAUACAUUUAAAUAAAGACAUUCAACCUUG